This is a messenger RNA of Ixodes scapularis (black-legged tick), 3874 nucleotides long. Its product is annotated as Hermansky-Pudlak syndrome 3 protein. The record is from RefSeq and is a predicted model, not a curated record. Bases 507 to 3782 code for a protein of 1091 amino acids. Lineage: Eukaryota; Metazoa; Arthropoda; Arachnida; Ixodida; Ixodidae. Gene Ontology annotation, cellular component: cytoplasm. Gene Ontology annotation, biological process: organelle organization. The transcript has a single exon.
GUAGUCCAAUCGAUCUCCGAGCUUUCUGCUGCGCGUAGAGCUGCGGUUCUCAAUUUGCAUCGCCGAUCGAAAGUACGUGAAAGCUUGUCAUCUUCUGUUUUUAGUUUAUUUCUGUUGAGUUCUGUUGAGAUGUUGAACUUCGAGCUACAGAGCCGUGUCGCGCACAACGUGUUCAAACGUCUAAGCGAAGCCAGCGACUGGUGGGACGUCGACGCGAAGCUGUGCGAGGAGUGCGGCCUUCGCUACAUCGAGGGCAAAUCCGCGAAGGACUCGGACCCCACGCUGCUCCUUCCUCUUCCAGUGGACGUUGCGUUCAACUUCGAGCAAAUUCAAAAGCUUCUCAAGUGCCUACCAUCGAAAGAAAAGGUGGUUAUCGCGUUACAGGACGGCGACACCAGCGUAGUGUUCUACGACGUCAUGCCUGGGAUCGUACGUCCGCUCGAGUUCAGCGCUCCUGUAGGACCAGAGAAUCAAGGGUAGCCCGACCCGACGACCGCCUCAAAAAAAUGAAGAGCAUAGAAGAAGUGCUGGGCGUGAGCAACACCAACGCCCGCAUGCUCAUAUGCCACAAUUUCGUCUCCCAAGACGUGUUCGUGACCGAAGAGAGAGACAUUGCCGCAAUGUGCACAGCGCAGGACAAACUGCUCAUAGCGACUUCGAGGAUGAGCAUCGAGGUGCGUGAUUUGGUUUCGAAAGGGCAGAUGCUCAUGACGUUCCCGACGAUCGACAAGGUCACCAUGAUCGAUUACUGCAGCAGCGGCAACUUCGUCGUGACCCUGGAAAGGGAGAUGCUAUCGAGUCCCUCCGACACCUCCCACGCCCGGGUUUACUUCAAUUGGUGGAAUGAAGUGUGCAACCAAGAUCCUAUUGUUAGAAAGGCUGGUUGCCAGCCGACUCGCGACGUUGUGGGAAAUCGACUGGAAGUGGUCGAGCUGCCCCUGGGUUCCAGUUCUGCAUCUUGCAUUGCCUGCUGCCGCCAAUCUGGGACAAUCGCCGUCACUGUGAACGACACAAUCAAGCUGUUUUGUUCCAGGAGCAGCCACGACGAUUCGAGGAAAUGUGACUACUUUGAUUUUGAGUUUCUCAUGAACGUCAAGGUGACUUUCGUGCCAACGAGGGUCUACGUUUGUGAGGAGUAUGUGGCUUGUUGCUCCGAGAAGGAGGUCCAUGUCUUUAGGGUAUGUCUGGAGACGGAGCAGCCACGCUCGGACAAGGUUGCCGCAGUUCCAGACACGCCAAAGAGAAAGAAACACUCAUCAAGCAGUCUCUCGGAGAGUGGUUCAGUUGUAGAUGACCCAUACUUUGUGGAGUGGAAAUUCGAUUCCGAAGAAAAUUCCGAAUGGGGAAACGCGCAGUGGGAAGACGAAUUAAAAAGUGUUUUACACCCCUCGUCUUUUCCCGUCACCCUAUCUCUGAGAUCGGCACAGAUCUGCGACGAAAGACAAAAGUUGGACGACAUUGUUUUGGGCCCACGAGUUAAUCCCCAAGAAUGUUGUAAAGUCUCCAUAGCUGUGAACCCGAGCACGGAUUUGAUGUCCGGAUUUGAUGGAGCAUCUGCAACGACGCUGCUCUAUCGCAAGUUCAAUAGCCAUACUGAGAGCGGAAAGCGUGUCGAAGCAUUUCACUGGGUCCCUUACUACCUUCAAAACGAGGACAGCAGCUUUUCCGACCCUCUCACCGCAGCACUAUCCCUGGAAUCCGAACCUCUAAAAAAUGUCCUACAGUCCCAGUUGUUCACAAAACUUCAUACGCUGGCUUGUUUUGUGUCGUGUACCGACCAAGGAUACUUUUAUAAUCUCAACAAUGCUAAGGCUACUACUCUUUUAAGCAUCUACAAGUACUCAAACGAUAUUAAAGGUGUGGCCCUUGAUGAAUGCUUCCUCCACGCGCUCACUAGUACGGGCCUUGAAACUUACACACUCCCCAUCCCAUACCAGCCAUUGGUUCAGACCAGCAAAGAAAAAGAGGUGCCAACAAAGCCAGCAAUCAUGAUUGGGUUGCGGCCCUUUCUGGGCCUUGGUACUCUCGUCAUGUCCGAUCACCACCUGAUCCUGGCUUCUUCCAACGACGACUGUUCAUCUAGCUCGGACUCCAUAGAACUGGUAUCAUCCACUUUAUAUUCGCUCUUGAAGCCCACCAUGAGCCAACUGUUCUAUGACCUGAAGGAAGCCGCAAGUGUUUACAAGAACGAAGAAAGGCAGGCCUACAUGUCGGCGCUCAAAGAGGGCUUGUUAAUCUUGAAGACCCAGAUCCUGCUGCAGGGGAGGUCUCGCUGCAACUCUGAGCUCAUGGCUGCAUAUUCUGACUCUUGCUGCCUUCUCGGAGAUCUUUGCUUAAAAUCCGAUUCGGAAGUGGAACGGGAGCAGGCGGCUCAAUACUACGACAUCUCCGAAGAAAUCCCCGAAACCAUAAUAAAGAGGAUUAUGUUGUUCAAGGGCCAGAUUAAGACCAGCAGCCUGACGAGGGGUGCUAUACAAUACGUGAAACUGGCAAUGUGCGCGAGAUCCCUGGAGUCGAGGAAAGCGAUGGAAGGCUUGUCCCAAGCCACAGCAGAUGCAAUCUUGGACGUCUUCGCAGAGGAAUGCCCAGAUGCCCUGUACAGACUCAUCCUCUGUUCUGGCAUCACUUCUUUCAGGUCUGAAAAAGCGAUAGGCCUCCUAAAGAAGAAGCUGGCCAGUAAGAGGCAAUCUCAUGGCUAUGCUGCAGACAGCUUGGCUAUAGUGCAUCUACUCUUGCAGAUCGGCAACAGCGAAACGGCGCAGAACAUCCUCAAGACCCUUUCGAAGGAAUUCUUUGUUCCCGUCUUGCUGGAACUGCACGAGCUCAUCCAUGGCGGUGAGGCCCUCACACAGCUAGGAAGGCUGGUCAAGGUGACGAGGCCGGAUGCUUACUUUUCAAUGCUGGUUCACCUGAAGAACAACGGCAGCAUGACACCCGAGCAGAUUGUGCUUAUCCUUCGGCACUCGAGUCCGCUGACAGAUGUGCACCGGGUCCCGCUUCUCAAAGAGUUUCUGGAAGCCAUCCUGUCCAGCAAGAGGACAAAUUCCCAGGCUUACCCUCACCUUCUCAUCAUGCUGGUUAAAGUCUACUUUGGAAGAAUGGCUCCCCAAGAGAACAGCCCUCAGCAGCCUGCCCCGUCGGUGCACACCAAGCCAGCAUCUCUCUUUGGAAGCCGGCCCGUGUGGCUCCUGGAACUGCCGCCAUUCUCCGGCCGUCACGUCACAAAGACCUGCAGCCUCUACACCACCUCCAUGAACCUGUCCGAGUGUUGCCUCUGCUGGAAUUGCUGGGACGACCUUUUGCGGCUUCAGUCCUUCCUCUGCUCGGAGCUUCCAUCCCCUUCCGUGCGUGCCCAGAUUCUCGAGAUAUUCGAAAGCACGCCACUUUCGGAAUCUGAAAACUACGUCUCGCUCAGAGUGCUGUGCCUGCCACCUGCAAGGGCGGUUACUCUGCUGCUGGAUAGACACCCGACUUCGGUGCUUGGUUAUAUGGAGGACAAGUUUCCCGGAGAGUGCGACGAGUGGCUGUUCCUCUACAAGGCUGUCACCGAAAAGCUGGAACGGUGCGCCGACGAGAAAACAGCUGCGACGUACAAGACGCUCCUGGCUGGCGUCCUCGCAUACCUGAGCGGUGCACUGAACCCAGAAGAGCUCGUCAAUCUUUUGCCUCCUGGUAAACAGGAGUACAUGGAAUAUGUGAGGCAGUGCAUGGAGUGGUAUCAAGCAAAACUUUUGAGGGAAAAGAUAAUUGCUCUUGGGACUGAGUUGAAAGAGAUGAUGUGAUGAGCGAGAGCUCGUCUAAUGUGCUAUAGAAAAUACUCACUAGGUCAGAAAAGAGCACUCGGUAGAUAAUGAUGUACCAGUAGUGUCUAUUU